UAAGAGGAACAAGAAGAAGGUAGCACUGGGGGGGUGGCGUGGCGUAGUGCCGUCCCUAAACAAAGCAGACAGCUCCACAGAUGUUAUGUUUUCGCUGGCAAAACGACCUUGUGCAGAUUAUUGUAACCUGUGACUACAGUUUUAAAUCUACAAAUAUUAGGGAGAAAUGAGAAAAAUUAAAAUAUGCUUGUACAGAAACUGUACCCAUACGCGGGCUACACACAGAUGUAAAUUUAGAACAUUUCCCAAAAAUAAAAUUGAAGCCCAACAGUGGUUAACCCACGGUGGCAUUACAGAUCUGACACCGAAACGUCUUACCCCAUACAAGUACAUGUGUUCAUGUCAUUUUCAAUUUGGAAGCAGGCGAGGUGACCCUCCUAUCAAAUUCAUAGAGGAGUAUGACGAUGUAAGUGCAAAUGAUUUUUAUCAAAUGACUCAUUUGAAACAUUUUACACAACUGAAACUAAUAAUAAACGACAAAAGAAUGUGUGAACAUUUUUAAAAGAAUGUUUUUGAGGUGAUAAUAUUUUUACCAGAGAAGGGGCUGAUGAUAUUGUUUUGUUUAUUUUAGGAAGAUACUGAUGAUGAAUUUUCUAAUGGUGGAAAGGAGAAAUGCUUACAAAAUCUUACUCCAGUAACAAGAACCGUUGUUGAGGGAAUGCUCUCUCUUGACCAAUUUGCACUUCUUGAUGGACCACCAGCAAAAAAGUCACAUAUGGAUGACCUUUCUCCCUCAACAAAGAGUGUUGUGGAGGGCUUGCUCUCACUUGAUCAGACUCCGUUAAUUAAUAGGGUAGAUCAGCAGGAGCGCACUCCUAGCACAACUAAGGUCAACUACAUCUUUGGGAGUAAAGUGUCUUACACACCCAAAGCCAGAAUGUGGAAGAUCAUUUCUUCUCAAAAGAAAUCUAAAAUGAGUUUAAACACCUUUUUGAAUUUUGGCAACAGAGUAGGUACCAAACCAAAAAUUGUACCCCUCACUCCUGCUUCCUCUUAUCACCAUUCUGAUCAGCAUUCUGAUCAGCAUGAUCCUGAUGAUCCUGAUGGUUCAAGUUCACCAGAAGAGAAAGGAGUUUUCUUUGAGCAGGAUGGAGUGGGGGGGCAGCGAAUUAUGAGAUCUAUUGGAAUCCAGUGUAACAGGAGCUUCUUGAGCUAUGAUAAGUUCAUGUUACUACCUGAGCGCGAAUUUCAAUUUUACACAGGAGUAACAAAAACUGUUUUCAACGUGAUUUUUGAUUUUUUGGGAGGGGAAGAAGUUCUUAAUAGUCUCAAAUAUAAAUAUAAUCAAAAAACUCCUAAGAGGUUUCAAUGGGUAAAGUUCACAGCACAAGACAAGUUGUUGAUGACUUUAUUGAGACUAAGAAGAGGAAUCGCUUUAAAGGACCUAAGUGAACUGUUCUCUAUUAAAAAAGAAUGGGCAUGUAAAGUAUUCUAUGCAUGGAUCCGACUCAUGAGCAUCCAAUUCUCAAGACUUGAUGACCACAUUUUUGUUAGUGCUGAAGUGCAGAACAUCAACAAACCUAAAUGUUUUUCCCCCUUUCCCAAUUUGAGAGUAAUUAUUGAUGCUACAGAAAUGAAGAUCCAGAGACCCAGAAAUUUGCAACAGCAGGGUAACACCUACUCCAAUUACAAGGCUGCAAAUACAAUGAAAUUCCUAAUUGGGAUUUCCUGCUAUGGUGGACUCUCCUUCAUAAGUGAAGGAUUUGAGGGGAGCAUCUCAGAUAGGAAGUUGUUGCUGAAAAGUGGAAUAUUACAAUUUUUAAUUCAAGGUGACAGUGUGAUGGCAGACAGAGGAUUUGAUGCAGAGGACAUUUUAAAUGAUCGAGGUGUGGAUCUAAUUAUACCUGCAUUUCUUGGAACGCGCAGUGAAUUUACAGCAAGAGAGUUACUUGGUUCAAAAAUUAUUGCAUCAGCAAGGAUUCAUGUAGAAACUUUCAUAGGUAGGGUAAAGCAGUUCAAGCUACUAAGAUGCACUAUUCCAAACAAUCAAAUGUUACCCUAUUAUUCAGACAUUGUGAAAGUGUGUGCACAUCUUGUCAAUUUUAAUGCCCCUUUUAUAAAUUUUGACCAAGAAUAAAUAGCUUGUAUGAAAAUCGACCAUAUUAUUUUUAUUUUAAUAAUGUUUUAAUUGUAUACUGUGACAUACCUUCUGUGCCGAAUUGCUGAAUAUGACGAUGAAGGAGCAACAGAACUGCAGCAAUGUGACAGCAUCUACCAAGAGCGUUGGCCU
This is a messenger RNA of Frankliniella occidentalis (western flower thrips), 2230 nucleotides long. RefSeq lists its product as uncharacterized. NCBI's taxonomy places the organism in Eukaryota, Metazoa, Arthropoda, Insecta, Thysanoptera, Thripidae. The transcript has 6 exons. Bases 659 to 2077 code for a protein of 472 amino acids. The record is from RefSeq and is a predicted model, not a curated record.